This is a messenger RNA of Spea bombifrons (plains spadefoot toad), 1363 nucleotides long. Its product is annotated as protein RD3-like. The transcript is spliced from 3 exons. The coding region runs from base 416 to 1027 and encodes 203 amino acids. Lineage: Eukaryota; Metazoa; Chordata; Amphibia; Anura; Pelobatidae. The record is from RefSeq and is a predicted model, not a curated record.
GAACCAACCCCUUUCAGGAUAAAUGUGAGGUAACUCCUUCCAGAUGUACAUGAAAUAAGCACCUUCUACCACAACUCUGAUCUCUUGGUUAUGUAAAGAAUGCUCAUAAGUCUCAAUGAAAAUAUUGCUGACUGGAUGGAAUCCUCAGAUUAUAGAGUAUUAACAAGAGAUUUAAAAAGGCAGAGGUAGUGCAAUGUGAGGAACAUAGGGACAAGCAAGGAUAUGAACAAGACAACACUAGAAGAAGAAUAACAAGAAGGAAGACAGCACCAGAACAAUAAGAUACAUUUUACCCGAAGGGAUUGAGAGAGCGAGUUAGUAGGAGAUAAAGUGAAAAGUAUAACUGUAAAGGAGUAAGAAGAAAAGCAAUUAUUUAAAAGGAGGAAAAAAAGAAAAGAAUUUACAGGAGUUCAGCAUGUUCCUGGCAGGUCUCUUUGGCUGGAAUGAUGCAGAAGGAUCUGUAAUGAAGCUGGCACCACGAAGCAGUGCAGAGUUAGUCACAGAGACCCUGAUGUUAGAACUAGGCUCUCACAUAAAGCGCUCAGAGAGACAGCAACGAGAACGUCUAAUUGAGUAUCGUCGUGUCAAAAGUGGAGUGGACUACACGUGGCUGGCGUCUUUUCCACGCCAAGGCUUUGAACUUAGUCCAGGAGAUGAGCUGGAAUUAAGGGAUAUUUGCUCCAAAAUCUCUCCAUCGCAGUGUGGACCUGUUAUACUCAGGUUCAGGAGGUUGAUGCUAGAGUUUGAGCCAGAGGGUGCUGAGAUCCCACGUCUUUUCCGGUCGGUACUUCAUGAUUUUGUGGUUCAGGAGGAAGAGCAACAGAAAAAGAAGCUGGAGGGACCAUGGGAGAAAAGGAGAAGAGCCAAAAGUUUGGCAACAUUCAGCUUUAAGCCACCUCGUCUUCGGGUCAACCCCUUCCAGCUAGAAGAUACCCAUGGCUCAGAUACAGAGAGUGAACUGGCUGCAUCUGGAAGAGCAAGAAGCAAGAGUAUGCCAGAGUUCAGCACCACAGGGGAGGUACACUGAGGAUAUAAUUUGCGUAACUAAUUUCCUGCACAGACAUGUUCCAAAUACUGGGUACCCAGAUCCUUACAGCCUGCAUAUGGUAUUUAGGGAACAUGUUAUAUCUAAAGCACAAAACCUAAAAAUAGGAUUGAAAAAUAUGAAUUUUUACUACAUGUCCUCAAUUGGCUAGAUUGCUACCACUACCAGUUGUGUGCAGUUUUGCUGAUGUGCCUUUUUUCCAGCAGAGGCACUGACUCUAACAAUAUCAGCACCUCUUGUGUGGGACUGAUGUCACAAAGAUACUGAGCUUGUAUUGACGGCUAAUAAAAAUACAAAUUAAGAGGUAUUCAUAUAUCA